Messenger RNA from Cutaneotrichosporon oleaginosum, 1590 nucleotides. RefSeq lists its product as uncharacterized. Lineage: Eukaryota; Fungi; Basidiomycota; Tremellomycetes; Trichosporonales; Trichosporonaceae. The record is from RefSeq and is a predicted model, not a curated record.
AUGCCCCUGCAAAGCGCCCUCGACAAGCUCGCGCACGAGAGCGAUGCGAUCGCGUCGCUCUCGCGCGCCAACGCCCGCCCACCCGGCCCCUUCACCUCGGCCUACCUCUACCUGUCGGGCGGCAACGUCUUCUCGCUCGUGCGCGACGCAACGGAAGCCGAGAAACGGCCGUUCGGCCGCCUCCUCCCCUCUCUCCCGAAGGGGCGGGCGUCUUCUCCACUGCGCAAGCUCGCGCGUGCGCGCGGCACGCCACACGAGUUCCAGGCGACGCUCGCGGCCGCGGAGGAGGUCAUCGACACGAUGGCGGCCGAGCACAGCAUGGCGCGCGCGCGGCGCGAGGUUGAGGGCUUCGCGGCACGGCACGAAGCAAACACCGCACGCGCGGCCGAGCUUGAGCGUGCCCUUGAGGAAGUCAUCCACAGCCCGAAGAAGGAGGUGGCGCAGCGCAGCGUCGACGAAGCCAUCGCGGCGGAAGAGGAGGCGCUGCGCGCCCUCGAAGAGAGCUUGGCGCCACUGAGGCGGCGCGUAGCAGAACACAAAGCUGCGAUGCGCAGUCCCGCGCGCUCGCCCCGCUCACCCGUAUCGCCGAAGAUAUCCAAGACGCCCGCGUCGCCCCGCUCCCCCCUCAACCAGUCAAGCAAAGCCAGCACGUCUCCACUUACCACGCCGCGAGCGCCGCGCGCGCCGAAGCCCGCCCGCCCCGCGCAGUCGCCGAACCUCGGCACCUCGCUGCGCGCAUCUACGUCGCGCACGCCCGCGCGCCAGCUCCUCCAGACCCCGCGCGUAGACAUCACCCGCUUCUCGCCGCUCACGCUCGUCGCGACGCCGCGCACGCGCCUCGGCGCCCCCGCGCCGGGGAGCACCAUCGUGUCGCGCAUGCGCGCGAGCAUCACCCCCGCCCCGCGCAGCGCGUACCGCUCCUCCGUGUUAUCGCGCUCCACGGCGCGCAUGCCCUCGCCCAUCGCCGAGCCCCUCAUCCCCGACCCGACGCCGAGCAAAACCCCCAAAGCUUCGCCGAAGGCCAAGCUGACGUCCCAGCCCGUGCCCAAGCCCAAGCCCAAGCCGUCGCCAGCCAAGAGCCCGACGACGAGGAAGGUGCCAAAAGCGAACGCACAGGACGGCAUCAACAUGUCGCUCGACGCCGUCGGCGUCGCCUCCGCGUCUAUCCGCCGCGCACUCCCGCCAGAAAUCUGGCGCAUGCUCGGCGCCGAGCCUGGCGCGGAUCCCGGCGCGACCAUCGCGCACCUUGAGGCGCUGGCGCGCGCCUCACUUCCUGCCCCGCCUUCCCCGACUUCCUCGGAAGUGCCGUCGACAGCGAGCACGGCCGCCGACGCGCCGCCCGUCACGCGCGAAGCUGUGCUCGUCGCGCACCUCUGUCUCGGGAUGCUGCGGCGGCUGGGGCCCGGCGCCGUCGACGACAAGGCCAACCACGUGCCUGAGGCGGAUGUCAAGGCUGAGCUUAUCGCUGUGGCCGGCGCGAAGGGAUGGGAUGGUGCAGACGCGCUCGCGCACAACGUCAUAUACCAGGCGCGAGGGCAUAAGCUGCUCGGGACAGUGUGGCGGGAUCGAAAGAUCCACUUCCGGAAAUAG